UCAUCGUUCGCCGCCACUUUCUUUAUGAUGCUCGAUAACUUGCAGUAUGACAACAUUCUUUUAAAUUACAGUGGAAGCGCCGGCAAUGGCCUGGUUUUGUAUGUCCUUUACAUCGCUUAUUGCUUUAUGAUGCCGAUAAUAUUUCUUAACUUACUGAUUGGUUUAGCAGUAGGAGAUAUCGAUACCAUCCGCAAGACAGCAGCUCUGGAAAGAUACACAAGCCAGGUAGAGCAUUUGUCUCAGCUUGAACGCGCCAUUCCAACCUUUAUUCUAAACAGUGUACUGGUCACAGAGUACGUGGAGUAUCCUAACAAACCAAAGAACCUCAAGACUAAGGUGUGUUAA
Molecule: messenger RNA, 345 nt
Organism: Orbicella faveolata
Lineage: Eukaryota; Metazoa; Cnidaria; Anthozoa; Scleractinia; Merulinidae
Product: transient receptor potential cation channel subfamily A member 1-like
Biological process (GO): monoatomic ion transmembrane transport
Cellular component (GO): membrane; transmembrane transporter complex
Molecular function (GO): monoatomic ion channel activity; protein binding
Source: RefSeq, a predicted model, not a curated record